AUGACAAGCUCUAGCCAGCUGCCAUUAGCCAACAAUCCGAGACCCUCGGGGUCUUCUGUUCUUCCUCCGCAGCCCCCGACCUAUGCACAUCAUCUUCCGUCAAUACCACCAAAGAAGUCUUCUGUAGCCUCAUUUGCACUUCCACAACCUAGAGGUGGAGAGCACUUUCACCCUUCUGCUUCUGCUUCUUCCGCUUCUGCGUCUGCUUCUGCUUCACCUUCCUUAACACUCUCAUAUGCUAACGCGUCACCAGCUCAUUCGUUUGGAGGCAUGGUCGGAAUCCAACAUUCUUCAGACCACCAUCCAUCCAUGACCACUCCAAUGCCGUCCCUACCACCUCUCCACCCACUAACUCCUUUUGAACCAAUCGGUCCCCCUAGUGUGGUCCGUGCCAGCAGUCCAGCUGCAAAUGCAUCUCAGUCAUCUCACGACUCCACACAGGCAAACUAUCGGCCCUUGAAUGUGCGGGAUGCACUUACUUACCUUGACCUGGUCAAAGUGCGCUUCUCGGAUCAACCUGAUGUUUACAAUCGAUUUCUUGAUAUUAUGAAAGAUUUCAAAAGCCAAUCGAUCGAUACUCCGGGAGUAAUUGAGAGAGUAUCAACACUUUUCAAAGGGCACCCAAAUCUAGUAUCUGGAUUCAAUACUUUUCUACCACCGGGUUAUCGCAUUGAGUGUUCUAAAGAUCCUCGUGAGCCAGAUUUGAUCCAUGUCACUACCCCAGGAGGAAUUACAACUACCACUGGUGGUUCGGACUCCCGACAUCCAGAAACCACAGAACCUCCUCAUGGACCUCUUCUUAUGACCUAUUUUACUCCACCAUCAAAACCUCUCCACCAACCUGAACCACCCUUAACCACCAAUACAACUCCUACAGAUCAAUCUUCACACAACAAUGGAGCUAAAAGGCCUCCAAUUGAGUUCAACCAUGCCAUCAAUUAUGUGAACAAAAUCAAGAAUCGAUUUGCAAGCGACCCAGAUACAUACAAGCAGUUUUUGGAGAUACUUCAAAUGUAUCAAAAGGAUGAAAAGGCUAUCCAAGAUGUAUAUUCUCAGGUGCAGUAUCUGUUUAACGGAUCUCCUGAUCUCCUGCAUGAGUUCAAACUGUUUUUACCUGACGUGUCCGGUCAAAAUCCACCAGUUUACGAUCGUGGAUCCAAGAGAAGCAUACUAGGACCACCACAGAAUGGUCAAGCUAUUCCACCUGGAAAAAAGAAGAAAAUGGCAAAUAGUGACCAGGAAGUAUCCCGACAAGGAUCUCAGGGACCUGAUAUGAUUGACAGAUACGAAUACGCUGGCUCAUCAGAUCCCAAUCGCCCGUCUGUCUCAUCUGAAGACGAGGUUCUGUUUGAGAAGAUUCGUAAACACAUCGGAAAUAAGCCAUCCUACGAAGAGUUCCUCAAGACCUUAAAUCUCUACAGUCAGCAGAUCGUUGACAUGAACACUCUGAUUGACCAAGUCCAAGUCUUUUUGGGAAAUAACAAGAAGCUUUUUGAUGCUUUCAAGUCCAUGGUUGGGUAUGAGCCUACAGGUCGUAUUCUCACUAUACCUCCUACAGUCAUUCCAAAACCAGACAUAAUGCAUUGCAAGACUGUAGAAAUCAGCCCUAGUUAUCGAGCUGUGCCCAAAAGCUGGCAGAAUCAGCCUUGUUCUGGAAGAGAUCAGUUGUGUUGGGAAGUCUUGAAUGAUGGAUAUGUAUCCCACCCAAUUUGGGCAAGUGAAGAUAGUGGAUUUGUUACAUCCAAGAAAAAUCAAUAUGAGGAAGCGCUCCAUCGUGUGGAAGAAGAACGAUAUGAUUACGAUCUCAAUAUUGAAGCCAAUCACAACGUUAUUGCUCUUUUGGAACCCAUCGUUGUUCGAUUAGAGACAAUGACUCCAGAAGAGAAAUCUAAUCUCCGUCUAGAGCCUGGCCUAGGUGGACAAUCUGUUUCAAUAUAUACCCGGAUAAUCAAAAAGGUGUAUGAAAAAGAGAGGGCGGAGGAGAUCAUUGAGAUGCUUUACACAAACCCCGCUCAAGUAGCACCCAUUCUUUUAAAACGACUGAAGAAGAAGAACGAAGAAUGGAUCAAAGCUCAGUAUGAGUGGAAUGGUAUUUGGCGUGAACUGGAUGCAAAGAACUUUUAUAGGGCACUUGAUUACCAAGGAACAACAUUUAAGAGUAAUGACCGUAAGGUGAUUGUGGUAAAGUCUCUUGUUACCGAGAUCGAGACGAUGCAUCACAAUCAACAGACCGAAAAAAGUACUUUACAGCCCAAAUCAAACUAUCAGUUUCUGUCAAUACUUGAUGACCCAGAUGUCUUCAAGGACAUCACUCGUCUUGUUUUUACAUUUAUUGAAAACCAAGGAGGGUUUACAAACAAUGAUCGUGAAAAGAUCCGAACCUUUAUUCAAACUUUUAUCCCCAUGUUUUUCCAUGUGGAUGAUGUGAUGCCUGAAAAGCAACAAAACUACACCGACGAGGCUGACGAUGAGAUUGUGUAUGAAGAAGAUGAAGAGGACGACGACGAUGUCAAUACGUCCGGCUCUGAGGACUCAGAAGCUGAUGUAGAACGAGAACGAGCCAACUCGCCUAAUAACAACUACCAAACCCAACCACCACCACCACAGCCCCCGUCCACUCGCCGACGUCAUGGAAGAGGGAGUCGCAACCAUCAGGAGGACGAGGCAGCAAUGGGACUUUUACGUGACGUGCUGACCAAGAACACUGGUUCUCUUACAACCAACGAUGCAGGAACAUCUGCGCAUGUUAAUGGUAAAUUACCCUCUGAAUCACCAGAUUCUGGACUUGUUUCUGAAGAAAGAAUAGUCAAGACAGAAGUCGAUGGAACCGAAGAAGCAACGACUGCAUUUCCAAAAGAAGAUCCUUCUUCUGCCGAAGCUGAAGAAAUAUCAGAUCGAUCCGCAUCUCCUCUUGUCACUGCUACUGCUACUGCUGCCACUACUGCUACUACUGAUCAAUCAAGCAACCAUCAGAGCCACACAUUGUUUGCAGCAGCGGCAGCGGCUACUGCGCCAGGAAUGCGAAAAAGAACUGCGUACAAUUUUUUUUGUAAUUCCAAUUUCUAUUGUCUAUUCAGAUUAUAUGAGAUGCUCUAUGAAAGAUUAUUGAAGAUGAAGAAACAUAGUGAAGAGAUAAAGGCAAAUCCUCGCAAGGGAAAAACAUUCAACAAAAUGGCACUUGAUCUUGGGUUUUACAGUCAUCGUUUUGAAGAUAUCGAUCUUUCCGGAAGCUAUUAUGCUGCUCUUUUGGGCGUCAUUGAUCGUUUUUUUGAAGGCGAGCUAGACCAGACCUUGUUUGAAGAAAGCGCACGCUAUAUUUUUGUGACAGAGGCAUAUACAAUGUUUACUAUCGAUAAGCUUGUACUUGCUGUAAUAAAGCAGAUUCAAGCUGUAACUAUGGAUGUCAAGUCAGUUGAACUUGUCAAAUUGUUUCGUAGUGACCAAUCUUUAGAAACAGUCUCGCCAAGAACAUUGUCUGUGUAUCGUCUUCGAGUAGAAGAUGUAAUAGGAUCUGAUGAAAAUCUUUACAAAGUCAAUUUUAACACAGGAGCACAUGUUAUGACAAUUCAACUGUUAGGAAAAGACGAGUACAUGCUUGAACCAACAGCUCAAGACCAAUAUGAAGAUUAUGUAGCAAGCUAUAUGUGCUGGUCCUACAAUACAGAGGGAAUUGAUACCGAAUCAUUGAGACCAUCUUUUCUUCAGCGAAAUCUAGAAGUCUGUAACAUGGAUCUUGACAAUAUCUAUGUGCGAUCUAAACUUCAGUACAAAAUAUCCCAAGAAUCAUACCAUAUGUUUUACAUAAUUGGCUCCGAAGAUCUAUUCGUUCGUCCAAAUUCAGCUAGGAAACCUGAACAAGAGAAAGAGCAAAAAGAUAAAAGCGUAGAAAAAUCAAUAUCAAAUACACAAUUGUCAAAAUGGCAAAAUUGGCUUCAAUCACCUACUACCGGAUGGUCCAAAGAUAUCAGUAAUGAGGACGAAAGAAUGGAAGUCGAAUUAAGAACAAAGCAAUUGCUAGCUCAUGGAAUCGAUUAUGUACCUGAAAGCAAUCCUUCAUAA
Molecule: messenger RNA, 4059 nt
Organism: Phycomyces blakesleeanus NRRL 1555(-)
Lineage: Eukaryota; Fungi; Mucoromycota; Mucoromycetes; Mucorales; Phycomycetaceae
Exons: 16
Coding region: 1-4059 (1352 amino acids)
Biological process (GO): negative regulation of transcription by RNA polymerase II
Cellular component (GO): Sin3-type complex; chromatin
Molecular function (GO): transcription corepressor activity
Source: RefSeq, a predicted model, not a curated record